CACAAUUGUCUGUUCAACUGUCAAAAUUAGUCAAAGAUAUAAUACCAUGAAAGAAUAUCUUGGAACAUUUGAUAAAGUUAUGACAGUACUUGACAAUCAAUCAGGUGAAAUUAGAACUAACGAAGGAGCAGUUUCCCACAUCUCAGAUGACCAAUCAAACAGGUUGUUCAGAUACCUGACAGGUGUUGUCUAUGAUUAUGACUGCUGCCAAAAGUAUAUAGACAGAGCUUGGCGCGGGGCCAGUUUCAUUUGCAGUGUGAACAUGGAAGCACCUCGCCCAGUACAACAGCAACUUCCUGCUCGAGGAAGAGGAGGAAGAAGAAGAGGAAGAGGAGGAGUGAGAAUGCGUGGAGGAAUAGGGGGAAGAGGCCGAGGAGCACGGAGGCACCAUGAUGUCCCAGAUGAAAUCCGGGCCACCCUUAUUGACCACGUCAUAAACCAUCGCCUCACAAUGGCAGAGGCAGGUCGCCGAGUGCAGCCUAAUGUGCCUCGGUCUACAGUCUCCUCCAUCAUCCAAACCUUUCGCAGGGAAAACAGGAUUGGACGACAGCCUCAAGUGGGUGGCAGAAGAAAACUUCUAAAUGAACAACAAGAACAAGAAAUAUGCAACAUGGUCAUUGCAAAUAAUGCCAUCACACUGAGACAGAUUCGUAAUGCAAUCCUGCUAGACAAUGUAAUGUUCCAAAAUAUAAACUCUAUCAGCAUCUCCACAAUAGACCGGGUAUUGAAGAAACAUCAGAUGACCAUGAAACAGAUUUACAGGGUACCAUUUGAGAGAAACUCUGACAGAGUGAAAGGGCUGCGGUACCAGUAUGUGCAUGUAAGUCAACUACUGGUUGUCUAUCAUUGUAACACUAUUACAGUAAGACAUGGUUACCACUGUUUUUGUUUUGCGUUAUCCUUUUCACCUUCAGAAUCCAGCUUUGUGUGA
This is a messenger RNA of Polypterus senegalus (gray bichir), 931 nucleotides long. RefSeq lists its product as uncharacterized. The transcript is spliced from 2 exons. Lineage: Eukaryota; Metazoa; Chordata; Cladistia; Polypteriformes; Polypteridae. The record is from RefSeq and is a predicted model, not a curated record. Bases 47 to 931 code for a protein of 294 amino acids.